CCAGAGCGGCCUGGAUCCAGAUUCCGGUUCUGAAGUCACUGGAGCAGGAGGGCCAGGACCUGGUUGUAACAUCCCUGGAGCAGCCCGGAUCCAGACUCCGGUUCUGAAGUCGCUGGAGCAGGAGGGCUGGGACCUGGUUCUGACGUCCCCAGAGCGGCUUGGAUCCGGACCCUGGUUCUGCCCUCUCCGUCUGUGCGAUCACCAUGCUGCCCCUGCUGGCGCUCUCUCUCCUGCUGGCGCUGCCCGGCGCCAGCCCCAAGGAGUGCUUCUUCUGCGAGGUGACAUCCUCCCGCCACUGCCCCAGCACCCGCAUGAGCUGCGCCCAGGAUGAGGAUUGCUUCGUGGGGCACGGGGCCGCCCUGGGCGUCUCCCUCAUCCAGACCAAGGGCUGCACCCGGGCCAUCCGCUGCGGCAAGGAGCACCCCGUCACCCACAUGGGGGUGACCUACAGCCUGGUCACCGUGUGCUGCAAGGGCAGCCUGUGUAACGGGGCCGGCGUCCGCCCGCGAGGGCCCGGCCUGGGUCUGCAGCUGGCGCUGGGCACGGCCGUGCUGCUGCGGGCGCUGUGAGAGACUGGGGGGGGGUUGCGCGAAGAGGCGUUGGCGGAAUAAAGCCCUGGCACAGGGUGA
Mauremys reevesii (Reeves's turtle) is the source of this 629-nucleotide messenger RNA. Its product is annotated as sperm acrosome membrane-associated protein 4-like. The record is from RefSeq and is a predicted model, not a curated record. Lineage: Eukaryota; Metazoa; Chordata; Testudines; Geoemydidae. The transcript has a single exon. The coding region runs from base 204 to 569 and encodes 121 amino acids.